AUGGGUGCAGCCGGUGGCGUCUUUCUACGCUUCUGCGGCCUCGCUAUUCGAGUGCUUCAAUUCCUUGAUUCUGCUGUCAUCCUCGCUAUCUUCUCAUACUACCUCGCCAUCGCUUCCAAGCAUAAUCAAACCACCGAUAAGUGGGUACAUGCCGUGGAGGGUCUAUCUGGAGUUGCCUGUUUGUACAGUCUUCUGGGUGCUCUCUUUGUCUGCUGCAUUGGUGGGGUAGCCUUCUUCGCCUUUUUGGGCGUCAUCCUCGAUGUUAUCUUUACUGGUGUCAUGAUAGCCAUCGCAGUGAUGACCCGUAAUGGUUCGGGAUCCUGCAACGGCACCGUCAAUACCCCGAUCGGCAAAGGUGAUUCCAACACCGAAAGCCCAUCAAAUCUCAAGUACGGCACAGCCUGCAAGUUGGAGAAGGUCACAUUCGCUGUUUCAAUUAUCGGAAUUUUCUUCUUCUUGAUCUCUAUCCUCUUCCAAGUUCUACUAGCCCGCCACCACAAGCGCGAGAAGCGCUUCGGUCCCUCCCCCGCUAAUGGCUACACCUCUGGUAGCCGCAAGUGGUUCUGGAACCGCAACAAGAGCAACCCCGAGACCAACGGCGACAAUGCCUUGCCAGGUCACCCCACCCCAGCGGACGUUGAGUACGGCACUGAGACUAAGAAUGAGAAGCGCUGGUUUGGUGGCUGGGGACGCAACAAGAACACUGCUCCGACCGGUACUGCUGCUGGUGCAGAGAAUACAUAUGGAUAUGGAAACUCUGCCUACACUGGCAACUACUAA
Penicillium malachiteum is the source of this 780-nucleotide messenger RNA. RefSeq lists its product as uncharacterized. The transcript has 2 exons. Bases 1 to 780 code for a protein of 259 amino acids. The record is from RefSeq and is a predicted model, not a curated record. NCBI's taxonomy places the organism in Eukaryota, Fungi, Ascomycota, Eurotiomycetes, Eurotiales, Aspergillaceae.